AUGGCUGAGGAAAUUGACGACGUUGUGAAGUCAUCCUACAGAGCAUUUCAAUCUUACCGUGUGGUAAAUCCCCGAGUUCGCGCCCAGCUGCUAUUGAAAUGGCAUGGGCUUAUCUGUGCGAACCGCGAUGAUCUGGCUACAAUUUUGUGUCACGAAUCUGGGAAGCCAUUAAUGGAGGCUUAUGAUGAAAUUGACUAUGCAACGGGCUUUACGUGGUGGUUUGCUGGAGAAGCAGAAAGGAUUCGUGGCGAUAUCAGCACACCAUCCGCCCCAAAUCGCCGAGUACUGGUUUUGAAACAGCCUAUUGGCGUGUGUGUUGCUCUGGUUCCAUGGAACUAUCCUGUUGCGAUGGCUCUGCGCAAAGUGGGUGCAGCACUCGCUGCUGGGUGUACUAUCAUUGCUAAACCGUCUCCGGAGACCCCUUUGACGACACUUACCCUGGCAUACCUGGCUGUAAAAGCAGGAUUUGCACCGGGAGUGUUCAACGUGGUCACAACCUCAAACGAGAAUACCCCUCUACUGUCGGAGGCACUAUGCAAACAUCCGUUAGUCCAAAAGGUUUCUUUCACCGGGUCGACUGCGGUAGGAAGUCUUAUUGCCAAACACUGUGCUGAAGGGCUAAAAAAGUUGUCGCUGGAACUCGGUGGUAAUUGCCCUUUCAUUAUAUUUUCAGAUGCAAACCAAGACCAGGCGCUGGCACAGCUGACGGCGCUUAAAUGGCGAAACGCGGGUCAGACCUGCAUCGCCGCGAACCGGAUCUAUGUUCAAGAGGAAAUCUACGAAGAUUUUCUCACCAAGUUGGUACACCAUGCAAGAGCUAUCAAACUUGGCCACGGUUCUCGGAAAUCCGUCAAUAUGGGUCCCCUGACCACCAUGCGAGGUGUGCAAAAGGCCCAACAUCAAGUGGAAGAUGCCGUUCAGCGAGGUGCUAAAGUAGUUCACGGUGGGAAGACUCCUGUGGCGAGCGACUCUGAAUGUGGAUAUUUCUUCGAACCGACCAUCAUUCGCGACAUGAAUUCCUCGAUGCUGAUUACACAUGAGGAAAGCUUUGCUCCAAUUGCCGCCGUAUACAAAUUCAAAACCGAGGCGGAAGUGACCGAGCUCGCAAAUGAUACUGAUAUGGGUCUCGCAAGCUAUGUAUUUACCAAGGAUAUUGAUCGUUGUUGGCGUAUGUUGGAGAGCCUCGAGGCAGGUAUGAUCGGUCUUAAUACCGGUAACUCCUCAGCUGCUGAGAUUCCUUUCGGCGGGAUGAAGCUGUCCGGCUACGGUAAAGAGUCUGGGAAGGAUGUUGCUAUUGCAGAAUAUCUUGUGUCGAAGUCCUGUGCUAUCACGAUCGAAGGGGAGCUCAAGUGA
Penicillium egyptiacum is the source of this 1353-nucleotide messenger RNA. The record is from the annotation of a GenBank genome assembly. NCBI's taxonomy places the organism in Eukaryota, Fungi, Ascomycota, Eurotiomycetes, Eurotiales, Aspergillaceae.